Molecule: messenger RNA, 3122 nt
Organism: Plutella xylostella (diamondback moth)
Lineage: Eukaryota; Metazoa; Arthropoda; Insecta; Lepidoptera; Plutellidae
Source: RefSeq, a predicted model, not a curated record
UUGUGUCACUGAUUCACUAAACUAUUAACUAUCACUGUAAUACGUUUUCGCGGUUUUUACGCCGAGAUAACAAUAUCACAGGACUAUCAACACUUUAGCUUCACUUUAAAACUUUAGUCCCUAAUAUCGAAACUCCACAUAUCCAAAGUGAUGGUCUUACGACAUAAUAUGAAUACACAUAUGACAGAAUAAAUCUAUGUUCUUUUUAAUUGCGAAGUACAUUUGAGCGGAGUUGGGAAUAGACAGUAUAGAGUGGUAUUUUAGUGAAAGUGGACAUGGAAAGGGGGCCUCUGAUGGCAUUAGAGCAUGCGUCAAAAGAACUGCGGAUGCCCAUGUAGCAGCAGGACAUGACAUAUCAGAUUAUCAAAAACUGAUAUCUUGUCUAUAAUCAAACUGCAAGGGCAUAAACAUUUCACCGAUCGACGACACAUAUAUAAAUAAUAUAACUCAAAUUCUGGAGACAAAACCUUUCAAAGGAACACUUACUAUACGACACCUGUCUUGAAACAAAAGAAAUUCGGAUGUCAUACACGCACGCAGUUUCAGUUGUGCUCUAUGCAGAGGACGUGACUUUAUUAACUUUAUUUGUUCACACAACAUAAUUGGGAGGAUGUUUUUGACAUACCAUAUGGAAGAUAAGCCUGAAGAGAAUACCAUCCUACCAGAAACACACGGAACACCUCCUUCCAAUUAUGAUAUGGAAGACGGGCUGAUAUAUCUACCGGAAAUAUGUUCCUCUCCUUCCAAUAAUGAUAUUGACGAUGGUUCUACUUACCUCCCGGAAACAAGAGAAACAUCUCCCUCCAUUGAUUACCAUGACCAGCCUAGUCCAGUAUCCAUGCCACCUUCACCAGAAGUUCUAUCAUUAUCCAAUAAAAACUUAAACAAACAAGACUUUUACAAAAUGUGCUACGGCUCUGACAAGGAUGAGGAAAGUGAUGAGGAGAUUUUUAGUUAUAAACGAAAGGAAAAUAUUCGCAAUUUUGAUUCAAGAGAAAAGGAUAUUGCUGUUGAAGAUGAAUCAAACGAUUCCGAUUCUUAUUUUUUUUGUGCGCCCACGACGUUGCUCUCUUAAUUAAUAAAAGUACUAAGAUUAAUAUCCUAACAUAAGUGAUUCUUAACUGUAUGAUUGAUAUGAUAUUUUAGAAUAAUUAUGAGAAGUUUAAAUGUUUAUUUUAUGCUUAAAAUCUUAAAUAUCGUCACUCCUGUCGAUUUCUUAGUCACUCGUGUCGAUUAAUCAAAACUGAAAAUUAUAAUUAUUUCAUAAACCAGUAUUGUGUCAUCUCUGUUCUUUUUAUAUUAUGUUCCUGUAGUGAUAAGAAACACUUAAAACCAUUUAGGGCGGAUUCGACCAAACUUCACUUUACACGAGAAUAACUAUCACGGGGAUAAUUUUACUCCUUGAAUAUACUCGCGGAUAACUUUGUUUGCAUUUUACCAACUACUCGAAGAAUAAAACAAUCUCGGUAUUGUUAUUCUAUGUUCUAGAGUGAUUGAUGAACGAUGUAUUGAAUGAAUAUAUAAACCGACGAAAAUCCGUACAAUAUUGUUUCUUAGAACUUGACAUUAAAUACGCAACAUUUUAAUUUUACAGGAUAACAUAGUGAAAUGUGACUUGUGUUGACAGAGGACCAGAGGACAUUGGUCUGUCUGUUUCUCGGGUGUUAUUCAGUUGUGGUGUAUUUGUGCAUUUUAAUUUAGUUUUUAAGAUUUUUACUUUGUUAUGGAGGGUCUAAAAAGAAAACGCAGCCCUAAUUGGCUUCCUUCUGAAAGAAAAUUGUUAAUGGACCUAGUGGAAAACCAUUUUCUAGUAAUAGAAAAUAAAAAAACGGAUGGCGUGUCUGUAAAGGCCAAACUUGCUGAAUGGCAAACUAUAGCUACGGAAUAUAACAGCCAAACCACCCACUCCCACCGUGAUGCGGAAAACUUAAAAAAUCAGUGGGAAAGUAUGAAAAAGGCUGCUAAAAAAGAAGCAUCCCAUGCUAGAAUGCAAAGAAUUCAAACAGGUGGCGGACCUUCGCAACAAAAAAAGGAAGAUCCGGUUUCUUCCAGAAUUAUUUCAUUGAUAGGAACAAGUGCUGUAGGGUUAUAUAAUCCCUACGACAAGGAUAGCGUGGUCCCAGUAUAUGCAGAUUCUCAAACUUCUACUGCUACUGGUUCAGGGUCAGAAUAUCUUCCAGGUUCAUGUAAUAUAGAUAUACAGAAAAUCAUUGAUAUUCACAAGCCUUUUCCUGUGACAAAGAAAGAUGGUGACCCAAUUUCAGAUUGGACUGAUUGUAACUCAGCUGUGUCUACUCAAUUAUGUCCAAAUAUUGAUGAUGAUGUCAGUAUGAACGCCAGUGCAACACACGCACAGGAGUUUUCUACUAAAGAUUGGGGUGAUUAUACACCACAAUUGCUGAAAACUCCUGUGUCUGUCCAGUUAAAAACAAAAAAUAAAAGUAAAACAAGUGUGUCAAGGAGAAGACCCUUGCAUGCUCCAGGAACAAGCUCUAUAGAAAUGCUUUACAAACAAAAAAUUUAUGCCAUAAGUUUUCAGAAGGUUCUGGCUACGGAAGAGUCAGAGAGGAACAAAACAAUAGCUAUGUUAGAUAUAGAAAUAAAAAAAGAAAUUCUAAAACAAGAAAAGCUUAAAACUAAACUUUUACUUUUAGAGCUAAGAAAAAAAAAGAAAGAAAAUACAGGAGAAAUGUAAAUAUUGAUUUUCAUCCUUUUCGGGGUUCCGUAAAUCUAAAACUAUUAAAGAGACACAAGAUUGUUUAUAAUUUGACUUGAUUUAACAUUCCUAUAUUGUACUAAAAUGGUCAGACUGAAUCUAUUAAAAUAAAAAUUAUUAUUAUGUUUAUCAUUUUAUUAUUAUCACCGUAUUCAUUCUAAAACAUUUUGCUGUCCUAAGGUACCCCAGAUCUGUAUAAAACAUAACUUAACAUAAAAAUACAUUUAAUUAUAUAUGCACUGUAAUCCCCGAAGGGGUAGUCAGAUUUGGCUCAGAAGCGAGCCACUCACUUUUCGCAGCACAUUUGUACUCACGUGAUAGGUUGCGAUAUUUUGGAAUAAGUAAGCCGUUUUUGGAAUAAGUACAAUGCACUUAAGGAUACACAUCUAGAAUCUAGAUAUGCAGG